Messenger RNA from Papaver somniferum (opium poppy), 558 nucleotides. RefSeq names its product receptor-like protein 9DC3. Lineage: Eukaryota; Viridiplantae; Streptophyta; Magnoliopsida; Ranunculales; Papaveraceae. Bases 1 to 558 code for a protein of 185 amino acids. Gene Ontology annotation, molecular function: protein binding. The transcript has a single exon. The record is from RefSeq and is a predicted model, not a curated record.
AUGCUUGAUGGAAACAUUCCAAUGGAUAUUGGAUUGCUAAAAGAACUCGCAACACUCAAUUUUUCCCAUAAUCAUUUACCUGGUGACAUUCCUAUGAGUGUUGGAAACAUGUCUUGUUUAUAUUCUUUGGAUUUAAGUUUCAAUAGACUAUCUGGUCAUAUCCCACAGUCUCUAACAUCAUUCGACUCUCUUGGUGUUCUAAACUUAUCUUACAAUAUGUUGAGUGGUAGAAUUCCAAGAGGGGAUCACUUUGACACAUUGAGUGAUAAUGGUUGGCCCUUUUUUGGAAAUGAUUUGUUGUGCGGAGAACCAACCAAGAAACUUUGUGAUGGUGAUACUAGCCAUACGAAGGAAGGCGAAGAAGAAGAUGAUCAAGAGGAUGCAAUCGGGAGAAUAAUGUUUUAUGGUGUUACUGCCUUAGGAUUUGGAGUUGGAUCUUGGGGUUUAUUCUUUGUUUUGAUUGUAAAGAAAGAGGACUGGUGGUUCCCGUAUUGGAGAUUUAUGGAUUCUGUUGCGGUUAAAAAAAAAUUUGGUCAAUACAACAAAGAAUAUAUAUAA